AGCGUUUCGAGCGUGACCCUUGGGCCUCCACACGACAACCCCAAGUUUCAUUCGCGUAGUGUCACAGGCAUGCUGCGCGUAGCUGUACUUGCUAGCUCAAGCUUCGGGCUCGCAUUGGCGGGAUACCGUCCAUGGGAUGUCGCGGGUGUGAUGGAUCCAGUGUUGAUCGCGCGCAUUGAAGGUUACAUGCCACCGAUUUGCUCGUCGCUGUAUGGCGACAGCGAGCACUGGACGGACUGGAGCAUUUGUUCGGCGAAAUGCGGCGCCGGUCAACAAGUGCGCUAUCUCAGCAAUGCUGGCGUUCAAAACCUACAAUCCAACGGAUGUGAGAUUUCUAUCGACAAGCGCAAUUGCACGGGGACUGUGUGUCCUCGCGACUGCCAGUACAGUGACUGGCUUGGAAACACCAACAAUGGGUGGAGUGUGUGCGACAAGGGCACGGGCACGCAAACCCGCACUCGCGUCGAACUGAUCUCGGCCGAAAACGGGGGCAAGUCGUGUUCGGACCUGUGGGGGCCGCCCAUUCAAACCAAGAACUGCGCCGUGGACUGCGAAGGGAGCUACGGAGCGUGGGGGAACACUUGCAACGGCAAAACAGGAACGGUGGCCCGGCAGUUCAACAUGGCGGUGACCCCACUGAACGGUGGCGCGGCGUGCCCUGCGGAGGUGGACUCGAAAGACUGCAACCCCGCGUGUGCGGACAUUCCGUGGGGUGAGUACAGCGCGUGCAGUCCCGUGACUGGCAAUCGCACUCGCACGCGCGAUGUACCCGUUGACGCCAACUGGUUCAAACUCACGACGAUCCUCAAAGCGAACAAGUGCCCCACCAUUGACGUGCAACCUUGCAACGUGCAUUGCCAAGUGGGUCCGUGGUUGGAUGCGGAAGCUGCCACGUGUGACCUCAACACGGGUACCAAGACCCUCACUCGCCCCAUUGUACAACCCGCUCGUUUUUGUGGCACUCCCUGCGACUCAGCCGCACAUGAUACGCUUCUGACCAAGACGGUGCCGUGCAGUGUGUCGUGCGUGGUGGACAAGUGGGGGCCGUGGACGUGCGACGAGUCGACGGGAGUCGCCACUCGUCGUCGGUCCGUGCUUCAAGCGCCGCUUAACAACGGCACCGCCUGUGGCGACACGAGCCAGACGCAAGACUGCCGGACGGUGUCGUGUCCGAUCUGCGCGGCGACGUGCGAACCCACCGAGUGGGUGGCCGACAUCGCGUGCAAUAUGACCACGUGCACGUCCAAGAAGGUCCGGUCUCGACGAUACCCUGACCGAGAUGCCGACAAGCCGUGCCAGUUGGAAGCGUUUGACCCGUGCACGGCCGACGCGGUCAUGGGACCGUGGUCCGACUGGAGUGAGUGCGAUGACUCUGCCAAGCGCACUCGCACUCGGGCGAUUGUUUCCCCAGCGUGCAAUUGGGGAGCGGUGGCAGGACACACGACCGAGACCCAGUCGUGCCAGUCGAUCUGCCUGCCUCGGCACAAUCCGUGGCCGGUUGACGAGGACGGCCAAGACGUGUGGGGGCCGUGCAACCAAGCCACGGGGCUGCAGACUAGACGUCGCGGGAUUGUCAAGCCCCCCACCGCUGGCCAAGAGCCCUGCCGAACGUCGGAGACCCGCUCAUGUGCAGUCAACUGUGUCCUGGACUCGUGGAGUGCCUGGUCCAAUUGUGAUAAUGGUCUGCGCAACCGCACUCGCAGCAUCCUCCAGCCCAUGCUCAACGGGGGCAGUCAGUGUGGACCCACCCAAGAGACGGACGACUGCGCGGAGACGUGUGUGACUGGGGCGUGGAGCCCGUGGAGCGCACCGGACGCCGAGUGUGUGUGCUACAGCACCCGCGACCAGUUAUCCCCGGCACGCAACGGAGGGGCCUGUGUGUUGACGCAGAGCAACCCGUCGUGUGUUCAGAACUGCAUAGUUGGCAGCUGGAACGUGACGGGGGAUUGCCUUUUGACCGGGCCACACGCGGGGUACCGACGACUAACUCGGGCCGUGAUUACGCCACCGUGCAACGGCGGCGCUUCUUGUGGGGCGACCGAGUCUUGGGAAUCGUGCGACGUCCACUGCGUCAUGAGCGACUGGGGUCCGUUUGGCAAGUGCGACCUCGCAACCCAGACGUCGACGGCAGAGAGGGCGAUCGUCCAACAAAGUUAUGGCAACGGGGACAGUUGUGGUGCCACGACCAAGACGGAGCCGUGCGGCACGUGCGCCGACCUCCUCACGCCUUUCAAUUACGAGUCGUGUGACCCUGAGUCGGGCACGCGCACGGGGGUCGCAAAGUGGAAGUACACGCCCAAACAAGGGCAGAAAUGCACGUUGCAAGUCACGGAACCCUGUGACGUGGACUGCAAACUCACACCAUGGACGGCUGGCAAGUGCAAUGUACGAGGCACCCUCGCGGGUAAGCAAUCCUUCACGCGGAAGGUUCUAGUCCAUCCGUUGAACGGUGGUGACGCGUGCGGGGAUUUGGAGAAACUCGAAAAGUGCAGCGUCGAUUGCAAACCUACCGACAAGUGGGGAGAGUGGGGUGACUGCCAACCGAAUGGAUUGAUGAACCGUACAUUGGGCAUUGAUUACCCCGCCCAGCACGGAGGUAGCAAUGAUGCGUGUACCGUAUCAGAAUCCAAGGCCUGCGCUGUGGACUGCGCGAUUGAUACAGCGACCGGAAAAGUUAAGCGUGGCUCGUUGAAUGGCGGAUUGUCGUGCCAAGAAGUAGCCACGGCUGCGGGGCUGCAUGGUGACUACUCGGACGUGAGCAACGCUUCCCAAUUUGCUACCUUGGCCAGACAACACAAGGAAGUCGUGAUGUCGAUGUUUGCAGCUGGCGGGGUCGGGGUUAUGUUGUUGGUUGGGGUGAUGAAGCGCAGAUUCCAAGAGCGUAGCCACGGAUACAGCUCGGUGUCGCACACGUAAAUGAGUUGGUCGUGUCACACGACAAGUUUAAUGCAUGCAGGGCAUAUCAAGUUUGCACACUAACGAUGGAUGUUCUUGUGAUUGAAGACUCGAAUUUCAAAACUAGCUAGUGGAGUUACGUUAACAAUACUCAACCUCAUGGUAUCAAUCCUUGUCAA
This is a messenger RNA of Aphanomyces astaci, 3074 nucleotides long. RefSeq lists its product as hypothetical. The transcript has a single exon. Gene Ontology annotation, biological process: cell adhesion. The record is from RefSeq and is a predicted model, not a curated record. Gene Ontology annotation, cellular component: extracellular matrix. Bases 70 to 2916 code for a protein of 948 amino acids. Lineage: Eukaryota; Oomycota; Saprolegniomycetes; Saprolegniales; Verrucalvaceae.